GGAUCUGUCUGUGUCUGACUGAUCUGUCAUUCUUUUCGGGCUUCUUUACUUUUUGUGUUCCUUGGCGACAGUUUUAUGAAAUUAUAACAGGAUAAUAUGUUAACAUGGCCGUGCAGUCUGAUUCCGGCGGGAAGGACGACAUUAAGACCCAAUUUGUGACCAGGGAGGGGACGUACAGGCUGAUGACGCUCUCGGAAUACUCUCGCCCGAACCGUGUGGGCUACCCGAGUGGAUCCGGCGCCUCGCAUGUGAGGGUGUCCCUGGUGUCCCUGCCGCCGCCGGCCGCCGAGGGCGCCGCGGAGGGGCCGCCCGGCUCCGACGACCGGAUAUGCUUCAACCACGGGAAGGAGCUCUAUGUUUACGUGUACAGAGGAGUCAAGAAGGCAGUAGAUCUCACAAAACCAGUUGACAAGAAAAUGUAUAAGAGCACCAACCCAACUUGCCAUGAUUUCAACACGGUCACACUCACACCGGACACGGUUUCACUGGUCAUUGGGUUCUCAACUGGCCAAAUACAACUGAUAGACCCUAUUAAAAAGGAAUUAAGUAAAUUAUACAAUGAAGAGAGGCUAAUAGACAAGAGCCGCGUGACGUGCAUCCGCUGGGUGCCGGGCAGCAGCAACCUGUUCCUGGCGGCGCACGCGUCGGGGCAGCUGUACGUGUACAACGAGGAGCUCGGCUCCGGCGCCGCGCCCGCCUACCAGCUGUUCAAGCAGGGCGACGGCUACUCCGUGCACACCUGCCGCGCCAAGUCCACGCGCAACCCGCUGUACCGCUGGCUCAUCGGCGCCGGCGCCGCCAUCAACGAGUUCGCCUUCUCCCCGUGCGGCGCCGACCUCGCCGUGGCCAGCCAGGACGGCUUCCUGCGCGUGUUCCACUACGACACCAUGGAGCUGGUGGGCCGCGCGCGCUCGUACUUCGGCGGCUUCCUGUGCGUGUGCUGGUCGCCCGACGGCCGCUACGUGGUGGUGGGCGGCGAGGACGACCUGGUGACCGUGUGGUCGCGCGCCGAGCGGCGCGUGGUGGCGCGCGGGCAGGGCCACCGCUCCUGGGUCUCCGUCGUCGCCUUCGACCCCUACGUGCUGAGCUUCGCGGACCCCGAGCACGCGGCGGCGGCGGGCGAGGCGGCGCCGUGCUACCGGCUGGGCAGCGUCUCGCAGGACACGCAGCUGUGCCUGUGGGACCUCACGGAGGACGUGCUGCGGCCGCCGCCGCGCGCGCGCGCCUCCGCGCACCUGUCCCCGCCCGCGCCCGCGCCCCCCGCCAGCCCUAACGGCGUGCCCGGCAAGCAGCCGCGCCGCCGCGUGGCGCACAAGCACGCCGAGCUGCCCGAGCCGGCCGGCAAGGGCCGCGCGCGCAACAACGUGGCCACGCUCAACAUCAGCGUGGGCCGCGCCAAGGACGAGGGCUCGGGCUCGCUCGGCGUCAACUCGCUCACGCAGCGCCUCGCCGGGUUCUCGUUCGGCGAGCGGCGCUCCGAGCACCGCCGCAACUUCAGCCUGUCGUCCAAGCCGGAGGGCAAGGCGGGGGCGGGCGCGCCGCGGGGGGACGCGCUGGACCCGCUGCGGCUCAUCGGCACGGCGUCCUGCCCGCGCUUCGACGAGUGCCCCGUGCUGGAGCCGCUGGUGUGCAAGAAGAUCGCGCACGAGCGGCUCACGGCGCUGCUGUUCCGCGCCGAGUACUUCGUGACGGCGUGCGCGGACGGCGUGGUGCACACGUGGGCGCGGCCGGCGGGGGCGCGCGCGGGGGCGGGGGGCGCGGGGGGGCCGGGGGCGGGGGGCAGGCAGGACGCGGCCGACUAGUGCGCGGUGUUCGCGCGCUGCCGCCGCCCCGCGCCCCGCGCCCCCCGCCCCGCGCGCACGCUGUGACCCGCGCCCGCGACCGACCCCGUCGGUUGCUCAACAGACUAUUGAACGGUGGAUUCUCAUUAUCAGUGGAAAAUUCGGAGUUAUUGGGAGCUAUUCUGGAGCAAGCUGCAUUAAAUUUAGUGCUGUCAAAUCUUCGCAAUCAUGAAGUCGCGCUACUUUUAAAAUUGGUUGCUUCAGAAUCGGUUCUCAUGCUCUUAUUUGAUGUGACAAUCAAGUUACAAGUGCGGUGAGGCCGGCGGUCGGUCGGCCCCAGUGAUGACGUCAUUAUUCCAUAAAGCAAGGUUGUGUGAAUGUGUGCUAGUGUGUAAAGGCGAUCGUUCUGAAACUAUAUCGUGACAAGUUUAUAUUCACUUCUGUUUCUGCCACAAAAACUAUAAUUAUAUUAAACCUUUGCGUAUUAUGUACGGUCUAUACCUAUCGGAUUUGUGGAUAUGUAAAAAUAUUAUUAGGUAUAUUUCAUGCUUCUUGAAAAUGAUUAGGUAGUUACUUAGAAAAUGUAACCAUGGUGUAAAUACAUGCAU
Plutella xylostella (diamondback moth) is the source of this 2389-nucleotide messenger RNA. RefSeq names its product WD repeat-containing protein 20. The record is from RefSeq and is a predicted model, not a curated record. Gene Ontology annotation, molecular function: protein binding. NCBI's taxonomy places the organism in Eukaryota, Metazoa, Arthropoda, Insecta, Lepidoptera, Plutellidae.